Messenger RNA from Brachypodium distachyon (stiff brome), 1678 nucleotides. RefSeq lists its product as uncharacterized. The transcript is spliced from 2 exons. The record is from RefSeq and is a predicted model, not a curated record. Bases 195 to 1430 code for a protein of 411 amino acids. NCBI's taxonomy places the organism in Eukaryota, Viridiplantae, Streptophyta, Magnoliopsida, Poales, Poaceae.
GCCCAUUUGGCCAUAUUUUACAAGUCCAAUCUGCAUCCUCCUCACACAAAGCUGCACUGCAUGCCGACGGGGAGCAGAGGAGCAGGCGCCGGACCGGCCGGAGCUGCUGCACCCAUAUAAACCCCAUCGCCGGCAGCGCAGCGCAUCGAUCCAUCGACCGGGGUCCGGCCGGUAAGCAGAGAUCGAGGCCUGCCAUGGCUUCUCCGAGCUCCAUGGCCGCGCUGCUGCUUCUGCUGCUGGUGGUGGCUGCGUCAGCGGCGGAGGCGGCGGCUGGCAGCACGGUGGUUGCCGGCAUGGUGUUCUGCGACCAGUGCAAGGACGGCGCCCGCGGCCUCUUCGACUACCCGCUCUACGGCGCCCGGGUGGCGAUCCAGUGCGGCGGCGGCGAGACCCCGCUGACGGUGCGGGAGUGCAACACCAACUGGUUCGGCGGCUUCUCCGUGCGCAUGGAAGGUUCGCCGGACAUGAACCGCUGCACGGCGCGCCUCAUCCAGGGCACGCCCCACUGCCCCGGCGGCGGCUCGACAGCGGCGCCCCAGCAGCGGGACCUCACGCUCGCCUUCCGCAUGCUGGGCCUCGCCCUCUACACCGUCCAGCCGCUGCUCUCCCACCCCGACCACCCCAUGGACUUCUGCCCCGCCGCCGCUCCUCCUGUUCCCGAUCCCACCGCCGCCGCUGCCGCACCGUCCUCGUAUGCCCCGGUUGCUCCAGUGUCGUCGCCGCCGCUUCCCUUCUGGCGCCGUCCUCGUCCUCGUCGCCUUCCCCCCAUCUGGCGCCGGCCUCCCACGAUCCCGCAGGACCGGCCUGGCCUGCCGGAGCCGGAGACGAAGCCCAAGCCGGCGGACGCGCAGAUCCCCACUCCGCCGCCAACGACCCCCGUCGGCUCCGCCUGCACCUACGAGUACCUCUUUCUUACCUCAUUCUUCUUCUGCAGAGGAAUCAACAUAGCUAACAUCAUUGUUUCCAUGGACGACGAUGGAAUUUGCGAGCAGCAAGUGGGCCGAGGCGGAGCAGCGGUGCCACUGGAAGGUGGUGACGCCCAACACGACGGUGGCCAUGGCGUUCGGGCCCCUCGCCGCGCAGAGGUACGGCGCCGACCUCACGCUGCGGGACGCGCUCGACGGCCGCGGCGACAUGUACCGCACCCUGCUCCGGGAGGCCACGGCGGCGCUGCUCAACGCGUACUACAACCCGCCCGUUUCCUCGUCGUCGUCGUCGUCGUUCCUGUACCCGACCACGGCCAGCGUCAUCGACCACCUCAACGGCGCACUCCUCAGCGCCUCCACGCAGCGGGUGCUCAUCGAGGGCGCGCGCUUCCGCCGCGCCAAUGCCGGUGGUGGCGGGCCGGCCGGGCGGACCAAGCUGCCCUGCGACUUGACGCCCUGCAAUACCACCACCACGAGCUAGCUGCCAGCCCGGUUCUUAGAUGAGACCCAUCAUCAUUAGCAACUGAGAACUACACUAAUUAAUUAACUAGCUAGGAUCGAUCAAAUUAGCCCUGCAUUAUCCAUUCAUCAGUCUAUUCAAAUGUACGUCCAUCGGGCUUAGUAGCUAUAUUAAUUCGUGAUUGAAUUGCAUUGCAUCCAACAGAGCAGAGUAUUCAAAUGUUCCUUCCUUGUUCGACUCGGAAAUGGAUUCCAUCCAAGGCUAUACAUAUAUACAUAUGUGAUCAGAGCCA